AUGGACGUUAGGGGUAAAUGUGUAAUCUAUAUUGGUGGAUUUGGUGGCAUUGGACGAAAAUGUAUUGAAGAAUUAUUAAAGAAGGAAAUUGCCCAUCUGUUUAUAUUCGAUUUGGCAACCAAUGAUAUAUAUUUGUCCAAAUUGCAAAAAGAAUUUCCUAAUUCUAUAAUCGAAUAUGUUCGAGUUGAUAUGUCCAUGGUGGAGACCAUUAAGGAUGCCUAUAAAGUUGUAAUGGACAAAACUGGCGGCAUUGAUAUCGUGGUCAAUGGGAGUGGCAUUUUGAAUGAACGUCUGAUCGAUUUGACCGUGGCCAUAAAUUUGACCGGUGUCAUUCACAGCAAUUUAAUAGCCCUAAAUCAUAUGAGCAAGGCAAAGGGCGGCCGCGGUGGUUUGGUUGUGAACAUUGCAUCCUUGGCUGGUUUAGAAAAUAUGCCAAUGACAGCUGUAUACGGAGCAACGAAGAGUGGCGUUAUUAACUUUACCAAAUCCAUGGCGGCAUAUUAUGAAUGUAGUGGUGUAAACUUUAUUGCCGUUUGUCCGGGAGCCACAAUUACCCCAAUUGUGGCAGAUUUAGCGUCUAAGUCCACAUUCCCGGAAUACUGUGAAGCAAUUUUGAAGACUCUCGGCAAACAAUCUGUUCAAACAGCCGAACAAUGUGCCCAAGCUUUUAUGAAAAUUGUGGAAACAGCCGAUAAUGGUACAAUCUGGACGGUAUUGGGUGGCAAUUUUGAAAAAGUAAAUUAA
Molecule: messenger RNA, 744 nt
Organism: Musca vetustissima
Lineage: Eukaryota; Metazoa; Arthropoda; Insecta; Diptera; Muscidae
Product: alcohol dehydrogenase-like
Exons: 3
Coding region: 1-744 (247 amino acids)
Cellular component (GO): cytoplasm
Molecular function (GO): alcohol dehydrogenase (NAD+) activity
Source: RefSeq, a predicted model, not a curated record